CUAAGGGGCCAGAGCCGUGAGCGCGGUGCUGACUGCGCGGCGGAGAGAGCCAGCGGGAACCCAGACACAGGAGCCCCCGUCUCGCCCGGCCUGGCCAGGCCCCGCGCUAUGGAGUUCCUCUGGGCCCCUCUCUUGGGUCUGUGCUGCAGUCUGGCCGCUGCUGACCGCCACACCGUCUUCUGGAACAGUUCAAACCCCAAGUUCUGGAGUGAGGACUACACAGUACACGUGCGGCUGAAUGACUACCUGGACAUCAUCUGUCCGCAUUACGAGGAUGACUCUGUGGCAGACGCUGCCAUGGAGCGAUACACUCUGUACCUGGUGGAGCGUGAGCAGUACCAGCUGUGCCAACCCCUCUCCAAGGACCAGGUCCGCUGGCAGUGCAACCAGCCCAGUGCCAGGCAUGGCCCGGAGAAGCUAUCUGAGAAGUUCCAGCGCUUCACACCCUUUACCCUGGGCAAGGAGUUCAAAGAGGGACACAGCUAUUACUACAUCUCAAAACCCAUCCACCACCAAGAAGACCGGUGCUUGAGGUUGAAGGUGACUGUCGACGGCAAAAUCACUCACAGUCCUCAGGCCCAUGCCAAUCCCCAGGAGAAGAGACUUCCAGCAGAUGACUCGGAGGUGCAGGUUCUACAUAGCAUUGGUCACAGUGCCGCCCCCCGCCUCUUCCCACUUGCCUGGGUUGUGCUGCUCCUGCCAUUCCUGCUGCUGCAAACCCCGUGACGGUGUAAACCACAUCUGGCCUAAAGAUUGGAACUGGGCUGAGGAGGCAGGGGCAGGCACCCAGCACCUGUCCUGGGGCCCCUCCCAAAGCCACAGUCUUGGGAACCACUCCCGCCACAUGCACAAGCUGCCACCCAGCAGCCUCAAAACGGGUCAGUAUUAACGGUUUCCAUCCAAAGGAAGUCGGCAAGCCUGGCAGUGCCAUCCACACCUCCACCUCAGAGGGAUGGACAGAGAAGUGGGGACAGUCCUUUUCCCACCAUUUCUGCUCUUAAGCCAAAGAAACAAGCUGUGCAGACACGGCCUCUUAAGAAGGGCACUGUGGGAGCUGAGCUGGAAGGGGCCUGGGGUCAUGCGGAUGGACACUGAACUGGCAAAGUCACCCCUCCCAGAGAGAACCAAGAUGCCCAGAUGAACUGACUGAAGGAAAAGCAAGAGGCAGUUCCUGCUCGGGAGCCAGGGACAGGAGGGGCAGCAUGCUUGGGCUGACCCGGCAUCUCCCCCGAGACUCCGGUCUGUGGAGCUGCCGUGGAGAGGUUUGUAGCCAAGCACUGCAUCCUCUCCCAUCCUGGGGCAGCACUCCCCAGAGCUGUGCCAGCAGGGGGGCUGUGCCAGCUUACAGUGUAGCUGAAAGGGCAGUGCCCAUGUGCACAGAGUCUGUGCCUAGAGUGUAGCCUGGAGGGCAGGGCCCACAUGUACAGGAUCUGUAUAUAAACUUUCUGUGUGUCUGUUCCGAUUUCUAUAAUUGGAUUUUUUUUAUACAAUGUUCUUUGUCUCAAAAUAAAGCAAUGUGUUUGGUUUUUUUGGA
This is a messenger RNA of Equus caballus (horse), 1534 nucleotides long. RefSeq names its product ephrin A1 (gene EFNA1). Gene Ontology annotation, biological process: ephrin receptor signaling pathway; axon guidance. NCBI's taxonomy places the organism in Eukaryota, Metazoa, Chordata, Mammalia, Perissodactyla, Equidae. Gene Ontology annotation, cellular component: plasma membrane. Gene Ontology annotation, molecular function: ephrin receptor binding. The record is from RefSeq and is a predicted model, not a curated record.